CGUGCAGCGGCUUGUUGGAGCAUGCGCAGUAGUUGUACCUCCUUUCCCUCUGUUUCAAAAUACCACAAACUCGUAGAUUUCCGAUUAUUUCCUCUAGAUUUUUAACAUGGAAUAACACGACCAACAAAUGGCAACUAAAGAGCCUGCCCCAUCAGAUCCUUCUCCUACACAAGUUACAGAUUCCCUUGUUCCUAAAAAGAAGAAAACAUCAGACUUUAGGUUUGGCAAGUUACUUGGAGAAGGUUCCUACUCUACUGUGUAUGUUGCUCAAGAAAUAAGUACAGGAAAGGAAUAUGCAAUCAAAGUAUUGGAAAAGAGACACAUUCAAAAAGAGAAGAAAGUUGCCCAGGUGUCAAGAGAGAAGGAAGUCCUAAGUCGCCUCAACCACCCGUUUUUUGUUAUACUCUACUUCACAUUCCAAGACAGAGAUAAAUUAUACUUUGGCCUAAGUUAUGCCAAAAAGGGUGAGCUUCUUCCAUACAUUACAAGACUUGGUUCAUUUGAUGAGAAGUGUACACAGUUCUACUCGGCUGAAAUAAUCUCUGCUCUGGAGCACUUACAUGGUUUACAGAUAAUACACAGGGAUUUAAAGCCUGAAAACAUUCUUCUCGAUGAGAACAUGCAUAUAAAAAUCACCGACUUUGGGACAGCAAAGAUUCUUAAUAAAGAUGAAGAGAAAAACAAAGGGAGGAAUUCCUUUGUUGGCACGGCACAGUAUGUAUCUCCUGAACUUCUUACUGAUAAGCGAGCAUGCAAAAGCUCUGACAUCUGGGCCCUAGGAUGCAUAAUCUAUCAGCUUCUCUCUGGACUCACACCAUACAGAGCAGGAAAUGAGUAUCAGAUAUUUCAGAAAAUUAUCAAGAAUGACUAUUCCUUCCCAAGUGGCUUUCCUGAAAUUCCCAAAGACCUUGUAGAGCAACUUCUAAUUUUAGAUCCAACCAAACGUCUAGGUUGUGAAGAAUGCGGAGGUUUUUCAGAAUUAAAGAAACAUCAGUUUUAUGAAGGUGUUGACUGGGAUGGGCUACCAGAGUCUAAAGCUCCAGAACUGCUACCAUACCUUCCGCCCACCAGUAGCACUGAAGAGGAACUACGCAGCAAAUAUAAGGUUGAUACUUUUGAUAGUAACGAUGGUUUUGAUGACACCAUUCUCGCAAGGUUUGGAUUAUCAGAUGAGGACCACAGACCACCCAUCACCCGAACUGCACCUGGGAUUUCUGAGGAAGAGCGCCAAGAAAGACUAGCCACACAGGCCAAAGAGUCUAAAUGGCACCAGUUUGUGAAUAAUAAUCUUAUUCUGAAGACAGGGGUUGUCGAUAAGCGGAAGGGUCUGUUUGCUCGCCGGCGCCAGCUGAUCCUCACGGAAGGCCCUCGCCUGUACUAUGUCGACCCAGUGGACAUGGAUCUUAAGGGGGAGAUACCUUGGACAAAGGAUUUAAGACCCGAAGCAAAAAACUUCAAAAUAUUCUUUGUUCACACGCCUCAUCGCACGUACUACCUAGAGGACGCCAAAGGGCACGCGGUAGAAUGGGUGAAGAAAAUACAAGAAGUGCACGAGUCAUAUUUUGGCUCUUCCAACGGUUCGUCGUCUCCAAAAAACAAGUCAUUCAACAACGCACAUUAGAAGUAACCAACGGCAAGCGCUUAUUGCAACACGUGGUACCAUCUUGUACAGCCAACUGACAAGUCGCCGCCUUCUGCACUAGGACAGAAGACAGAUUGCAAAUGUGCAGUAAUGAAUUUUAAUAUUUGCCUCGAUACAAACUCUUUAUUUUCGGUAUCGAGCUACCGAAUCCAUAAGGAGAGGCCGGGAAGAGAGACGAGGAAAUAUCUCAACUUUAGCAGUCCACCGCCAAAUGAGUCGUGGGUGUUAUACCUUUUUUGUCGAGAAAUUAGCUAAUCAGAAAGAAAGGACCGCCCUUAUGGUAAACAGUGGUACCUUUAUUCCUCCCACCUCGCUGGUCUCAUCCGUUAUUUAAUUACCUGAUUUAAUAGUUUAAAAGCUCCCCAUACUCGGGAGAAAGGAGCAACAUGCUAAGACAAGGCAUUAACCCCCAUGCUUACAGCGCAAACAUCGACCAGCAUUGCUGGUACCGCUACGCUCGAUUGGCCACAAGAUCAAGGAAUGUUGUCGAGCUACAUCGAAGCACCUCCCAAUACGUGUGUAAAUAGCAUUGUUGACCCAGCAAUUCUUGGUUCUCUAGCCAGCUGUGCUAGCGCUGUUUACCAUAGUAAACAGCGCUAGCACACAUCAUCACGUAUCACCAUAGUUUCUGGCGUCCUUUUUCUGUUUUGGGUUUCCUGUGGUUUAUGUGCUCUCUUGCAUUACAGCCCGCCAAAGGAAUCCCAAACAGAGCGCCAGGAAGUAGGCUGCACUUCUUUUUAAUUGAUAUUUUAUCAAGUACACAAUUAUUUAUUGAUUCUUUUUUCUCUUAUUUUCCUUGUUGACCCUCUUAAACUCGAGCUCCCUCGACUGAAUUAUAAAAUAAAUAAAAUAAAGGGUGGCUUCUGACGAAAGAACUUUUCUCGCUAUAAUCCAGAAUGUUGCCCCUACUUUGUAAGAUAUUUGGAAAUACAUGAAAUUUGUAGAAGACUAAGACUUAAAUUUAUUUUUCGUUUUAAUGACCGAAAAAGCAUUCCGAGCAAAGUCUUUCUUAUUUCAAGGUUGAGCUUAGAUUUUAAAUAUAUAUCUAUUCACAAGAAUGAAUACUUGAAAUAGAAACAUAAAAGUUUGUCAUGUCUAGCGUGAAUUUCCACCCAAGACCUAAACAAUCAAAUAAGCGCCGAGUCCGCUCAAACGAGCAUUUGUGGUAAUUAGAAUGCUUUAUUCUCGGGAGUUAGUCUAUCAGCUUUAAUCAAAAUGCCUCUGCCAGCCACUAUUUUACUGCCCUAUCAAAAUAAAGUACGUUUGACGCA
Molecule: messenger RNA, 2913 nt
Organism: Nematostella vectensis (starlet sea anemone)
Lineage: Eukaryota; Metazoa; Cnidaria; Anthozoa; Actiniaria; Edwardsiidae
Product: 3-phosphoinositide-dependent protein kinase 1
Exons: 17
Coding region: 128-1621 (497 amino acids)
Biological process (GO): peptidyl-serine phosphorylation; intracellular signal transduction
Molecular function (GO): protein serine/threonine kinase activity; ATP binding
Source: RefSeq, a predicted model, not a curated record